CGCCCCUCCUCCGGGGCACGAGCGAAGGAAAGGGGCCGGGCCGAGGCUGGGCCCGCCCCUGCCCAGUCUCCGAUUGGCUGCUGCGGCUGUCCAUCCGGGAUCUAUUUUUGAUGGGGGGGGUGCCACCCAGUCUGCCCCAGAUCACGUUUGCCAUCGCCAGCUAACCAGCCCGGCUCGAGUCCGCCGGUAAGAAGCAAUUGGGGGCGAGUGAGCUCGGCCCCCCAGUCCCCCGUCCGGGUGCACCCGCCCGGCCCGAGGCGGUAUAUCCUGCCCUCCCCGGCCACCUCCCCCUCGUGGAAGCGGAGCGGCGGCCUCGCUGUAACGCAGAAGCGAAAUGUAGCGAGCCGGGGGUCGCGGCUGGACGCUCGCCUUGGCUGGGGGUGCGGGGAGGUACGCCGAGGGCCGAGAAGGACUGCGGAGGAGAAGGAGUGAUGAGAAGAGGGGGUACCCUGCAUCCCCGGAGACCACGGGCCCCUGCUGCCACUCGCCAGGCGCCCCCCUUCCUCCCAAGCGAGGGGCAGAAUUUCGCUAUAUCCAAUUCUCAGUAACGCUGGGGAAGAGGGAGAGCCUAAGGAACUGAAAUGUGCAGGUGUUCCACACAGAUUCUUGUGACUUUAAGGACCAGGGAUUUGGGGAGGAACAAGGUCUUCCCAGAAAGGGAGGAAAUCUCUGGAAGAGAGGGCAAAGACAGCAGACACUGCCCUGGGACCAGCAGAGCCUGAGAAGCUGCGGGAAGCCAAAGGAGCGCCUGCCCCCAGCCAAGGCUGUGUUCUGAAAGACUUGAACUCCAGCUACUUCUCACACAAGAGGGGCCAUCUCAGAGGGCACCCCAGACUUCGGUUGGGCUCUUCUACUCUGGAUGCCCCCUGCUUUGAGGAGCCUGCCGCUGAGAACCAAAGAAGAUAAGAGGCCAGACAAAUUUCUCCCAGCACAGAGUCGGUCAGCCGGAAUCAGGCAUCUGCACCCCUAGUAGCUGGCCACUGAGUCUGGUGAGGAGUUUCUUGUUUGCCUCCAGCUUGUGGCUUCAGUGCUUGAUGGGGCUGCCUGUUGGUGGAUCAGUUUUUGCAGUGCCUGGUAGGAGUGGAGAGCCGUGGGAGGAGGUCCCACGGCACCCAAGCCUGGGUUCACCCCAAGACUAAGUUCUUUCCCGAAUUAGAGCGGGAGAGAAAAAGCAAAAAAAGAGAGGAAAAUUGCCCCUUCCCCUCCUCCCCACCCAUCAUGUCCUCUAAGCCGGAGCCAAAGGACGUCCACCAGCUGAACGGGAUGGGCCCUGCCGCCUCUCCCUGCUCUUCAGAUGGCCCUGGGCGAGAGCCCUUGGCCGGGACCUCAGAGUUCCUGGGGCCUGAUGGGGCUGGGGUAGAGGUGGUGGUGACUGAGUCUCGGGCCAACGCCAAGGGGGUUCGGGAGGAGGACGCCCUGCUGGAAAACGGGAGCCAGAGCAACGAAAGUGACGACGUCAGCACAGACCGUGGCCCUGCACCACCCUCCCCCCUCAAGGAGACCUCCUUUUCAAUCGGGCUGCAAGUGCUGUUUCCCUUCCUCCUGGCAGGCUUUGGGACUGUAGCUGCUGGCAUGGUGCUGGACAUUGUACAGCACUGGGAAGUCUUCCAGAAAGUGACGGAGGUCUUCAUCCUGGUGCCUGCACUGCUGGGGCUCAAAGGGAACCUGGAAAUGACCCUGGCAUCGAGGCUCUCCACCGCAGCCAACAUCGGGCACAUGGACACACCCAAGGAACUCUGGCGGAUGAUCACUGGGAACAUGGCCCUCAUUCAGGUACAGGCCACAGUGGUGGGCUUCCUGGCGUCCAUCGCAGCCGUCAUCUUUGGCUGGAUCCCUGAUGGCCACUUCAGUAUCCCGCAUGCCUUCCUGCUCUGUGCCAGCAGCGUGGCCACGGCUUUCAUUGCCUCCCUGGUAUUGGGUAUGAUCAUGAUUGGAGUCAUCAUUGGUUCUCGCAAGGUUGGGAUCAACCCAGACAACGUGGCCACACCCAUCGCUGCCAGCCUGGGCGACCUUAUCACCUUGGCGUUGCUCUCAGGCAUCAGCUGGGGACUCUACCUGGAACUGAAUCACUGGCAAUACAUAUACCCCCUGGUGUGUGCCUUCUUCGUUGCCUUUUUGCCUGUCUGGGUAGUGCUGGCCCGACGGAGCCCAGCCACGAGGGAGGUGUUAUACUCGGGCUGGGAGCCUGUCAUCAUUGCCAUGGCCAUCAGCAGUGUGGGGGGCCUCAUCUUGGACAAGACUGUCUCAGACCCCAACUUUGCAGGGAUGGCUGUCUUCACGCCUGUGAUUAAUGGUGUUGGGGGCAAUCUGGUGGCAGUGCAGGCCAGCCGCAUCUCCACCUUCCUCCACAUGAACGGGAUGCCAGGGGAGAACUCUGAGCAAUCUCCUCGCCGCUGUCCCAGUCCUUGUACCACCUUCUUCAGUCCUGAUGUGAAUUCUCGCUCGGCCCGUGUCCUCUUCCUCCUUGUGGUCCCAGGACACCUGGUAUUCCUCUACACCAUCAGCUGUAUGCAGGGCGGGCACACCACCCUCACACUCAUCUUCAUCAUCUUCUACAUGACAGCUGCACUGCUCCAGGUGCUGAUUCUCCUGUACAUCGCAGACUGGAUGGUGCACUGGAUGUGGGGCCGGGGCCUGGACCCGGACAACUUCUCCAUCCCAUACUUGACUGCUCUGGGGGACCUGCUUGGCACUGGGCUCCUAGCGCUCAGCUUCCAUGUCCUCUGGCUCAUUGGGGACCGAGACACGGAUGUCGGGGACUAGCUUGGUUGCUCAACCUUUUCCCCAUCCCUCUGCACUUUCUAUUUGAAUUUUUUCUUUUGUUCCCCUAUCCCUGCCCCUCCCCACACUCCCACCUCUUUCUGGGACUUCACUUUGAUACCAAAUUCUCAUUAUUUUCAAUGGGAAUUUUUAUACAUUGAGCCAAGUUUGUAUAGCAAGAAUUCAGGAAGGACAGAUGGACUGUGAUAAGCAGUACAAGUAGAUUUUUGAGACAAUCACCAAGUGCAAUUUCAUGGUGGGUGCCUCCAGGUGAGGUGGAUUGUAGCAGGGGGUUCCUGUCCUAGGAUCUGGGGACACUUGUUUUGGCUUUAGCAACCUCAUUCUUGGUCCUGAUGAGAAACCCUUUGUGGGCUCUGAUUUUAGGGGUUUUUUCUUUCUUUUUUUUUUUUUUCUUUUUGUUGAACAGAGGGAUAAAUAACACUCCCCCCCACACACACAUACUUUUGUAGAAAUGGACCAACUUCAAAGCACUGGGCAGGAGACAGCUGCUCUCAGCCCCCUAUAAUCCCAGCCCUACUCUCUGCCCUCUAGACUUGGGCCCUCCAGCUCUCAGAAAGAGUAAGGUGGACUGAUGGUUUGAUUUGGCACAUGCCUCUUAUCCAUUUGUCUGAUCAGCAUCACCAACCCCUCCCUCUGAUUGUUUUCCAGUUGAUUGUCACAUUCAGGAAGAAAUGAGCAGUAGCCUAGUCUCCCUGUUGACUCACAUCCAUCUGUAGUUUUCCUAAGAUCCAUAUCCUCCCUGGGCCCAGAGGACUGAUUCUUUGUGUCUGUUCAACCUUCAUCUCUAAUUGUCUCUAUAAGCACUAUCUUCCCCAGAGCUUGCCAGGUUUGGUUCCAAGAUUAGGGAUCGAGCAAGGGUAUGUAGAGAAUGAUUUGGAGGUUUAGGGCAACCAGGGGUAUUUCAUUGCUGCCAUUUCUCCUGAGGACAUAAUCACACAGUCGCCUUGGACUCUGUUACUUCCUAUAAUCACUCAUUCUGUCAUGCCAUGGAGGUCAGUUUUCCUCUCUCUGGGCUUCUGUCCACAAACAUUUUUUAUUCAUUCAUUCAUUCAUUCACUUGACAAAAAUGCAGCCUCCCCAGGAUGAGCUCUUCUGCAGCCAUGGUCUGAAACAUUCAUUGAACAAUAUUUAUUGAGUGCCGACUAUGUGUUAGGUACAGUGCCAAGCACUGACUUAGCCAGUGGUAAGGGAAACACAUCUCUAACUUCACUUCAUUCCCCAGGUUACAAAAGCCAUGUGCCCCUUUCAGUCUGGCAGAGAAAUUUCCCUUGUAUGUAUUUACAUCUACUUCACCACAUCAGGUUCUGCCCCUUUCUCCCUCCUGGAUCCCACCUCUGUGUAGUGCUGACACAGCUGCCAGCCCCAUUGCUCAGACAGGGCUCUUUUUCCUAAACUACCCUUCCUCACCUUCCCUUCCCUUCUCUCCACCUCUCCUCACAUUGUCACAGGCACCCGAAAGAGGAUUUAGAACUAGCAGGCUGGACAUCACCUGGCUGCUUCUACUUUUCUCCACCUAGCACAAAACUGGAAGUAAACAAGCCUCUGCUUCUUGCCCACACAUUGCUCUGAACAGCUCAGAAAUCUGUCCACACUCACACAUCUGGGCAUUUGGAUGCAGGCUUUUUCUAGCCUGUCUGUCAGAAGCCUCCCCGUAAACCCUCCUCUCUGUAGCCUAAAGGGCCCUCUUCCAAGGGAAGGCUUGGGCAAUGACCCUGUUUCUACCACCACCAUGCCUUGUCCCAGAAACUUGCCCUGGAUCUCCAGAGACUGUCUUUUCUCUCCCUGCAUCCCACCCAGGCCACCUUCUGGAAUCAUAGAACCUUAGAAUUGGAAGGAAUCAUAAAAGUUAUCUAGUUGGAGCUAUGUCCAACGGAGUUCAUUAACACAAGCCAGGGCUUGUUUCUGCUUUUCCCUCUGGCCUAUCAUCUUUUCCGCCACCUCAAAACACACUUGCACACAGACCCUUCUUGCACAGGCACCAAAAACAACUCUGCCCCUGAGGCUGUGCCCCUGUGAUCUCCAGCCUCCCUUGCCCAGUCAUUCACCCCUUCCUCAUCUCUGGAGUUUGGCCAGGCUGUGCUGGAGGACUCUGGAGUGUCCUCCUUUGCCUAAAAAGCAGAAAGGUAGGCAUGCCCCAGGCCCUGAGUGUGUGCGCAGAGGAGGACCAUGGGGUGAGAGGGAAAGAAAAUGGAGUUGACUUUCAUGGAAGAUUCAUUUCUUUUUCCCUGAUUGCACCAACUGCAUGUACUUUUGGCCUGGCUGCAAGGAGCAAUAUCGGUUUACUCAUAUCCUUAAAAAGUUACAGAACUGUGUCUUAAGAGAAUUAUUUAUAGUCACUAUAACUGAAUUGACAAAUGUCAAGUUAACUGAUAAAUUAUAUUUGGUAAAAUAAAGAGGACGUUUAUUUAGAUGGCUGGUGGUUCCGGUGUCUCAUCAAAAAGCAGCUUCUACUGUAUUCUUGGGCUCCCUCUAUAGCCCCACCCUCUCCUCACACAGAAAUGGAAAGGGGCCAAAGUGUGAAACAAAUGGAACAUUCUUAAAUACAGAGAUUGUGUGACAGAAAACACACCAGUCAUUUAUUGAGAAGCAACCAGUGGUGGUAUUUCAGAAGCCAUAUGCAGGCCCCUUGCUCUCAAGAAGGUUAUACUCUGGUCUCCAGGAAUCUGCUCAGCCUCAGUUAGGGUAUGUGGCGAGCAUCUAUAGGUCUUAAGAUUCUUUUUUUGCAGAGGCUUGCAAUCUAGUUGGGUCAAAAUAAUAAUAGCUAUUAUUUGUUGCUUACUACAUUGCCUUCACUGUAUUCAGCUCUGUAAGCCCUUAGAAAAUUACAAUUGACUGCAAAGGGUUUGGUGUCAGACAGGCCUGGGUUUAAAUCAUUUGUAUGACCUUCGACAAAUUGUUUACCCUCUCUGAGCUUCUGUUUCCUCAUCUGUGCUAAUAGCUGUUUCAUAGGAUAAUUAAGGGACUCCAGUGAGAGAAUAUAUAUAAAGCACCAAGCUCUGUGCCUGGUGCAUUCUAAAAACUAUGGAGGAAGCUGAGAAGAAUAGGAGUUAGCCUAGCAGAAAGUGGGAAGAGAGAGAGCCAUCCUGCAGCAGGAACAAUGGGCUAAGCAAAGAAAUGAUUCUGAUGCUUUUGGGAACGGCAGAUAGUUCCAUAAGACUAGAGUUUGGAGUGCAGAGGGUGGUGGCACAGCCUUAUAAGACACAUAUUUGUGACUAAGCAAUUUUUCUGAGAUGGCAGAAGGGCAAAGUCAGUGCGAUGCCACCCAGGUCUGACUCCAGAGUCAAUGCUGGGAGCCAUUUCCUGCACAGGACAUAUCCCCCACAGAAUAUGUCACAAUAUAUACCAUGUACUGGGUGCUGAACAUUUGCUGGUCUUAGAAAUCGGCCUUUUAUAACCCCCUUGGACUCUAGGACUAACUCUUCAAAGCAGCAAUAUGUUAAUAAGGGUUGAUGGAAAAAGGAUAAUUUCUUGUUAAUUAUUAUUUAUAUAGUGUUUUACUAUACAGUUUAUUACAAAGUACACUUUUAAAUUAUAAUACUAGUCUCAAUUGCAACUUCAAUAUGAUCUCUA
This is a messenger RNA of Cynocephalus volans (Philippine flying lemur), 6351 nucleotides long. RefSeq names its product solute carrier family 41 member 1 (gene SLC41A1). Gene Ontology annotation, biological process: monoatomic cation transport. The record is from RefSeq and is a predicted model, not a curated record. Gene Ontology annotation, cellular component: plasma membrane. The coding region runs from base 1219 to 2763 and encodes 514 amino acids. Lineage: Eukaryota; Metazoa; Chordata; Mammalia; Dermoptera; Cynocephalidae. The transcript has 12 exons. Gene Ontology annotation, molecular function: monoatomic cation transmembrane transporter activity.